AUGUUUCAGAGAUCGUACACUCCCCAAAUGAUGAAUGAUGUAAUUCGUCGACUCGUUAGCAACAAUAUUGUGCCCAUCAGUCAAAUAGAAAGAUUCCGCGCAUUAGCGGAAAAAGUUGAAACUCUCUAUAACAACAAAGCAGCUGAGGAGAUGGAGCUAGAAGACGCACCAGAUGAAUUCAAAGGUUGGCAAAAUCCUGUAAUGGAUACGCUCAUGGAGGACCCCGUACGUUUACCCUCUGGUCACAUCAUGGAUCGGAAGCAUAUCUUACGCCAUUUGCUCAGCAGCCAGACUAAUCCUUUUAAUCGUGCACCCUUGACAGAGGAGGAAUUAGAGCCUGGUUGGUCCAAGAGUACAUUUUUCCACUUGUAA
This is a messenger RNA of Strongylus vulgaris, 372 nucleotides long. Lineage: Eukaryota; Metazoa; Nematoda; Chromadorea; Rhabditida; Strongylidae. The record is from the annotation of a GenBank genome assembly.